CCGGCUUCAUUUUCCUCAGCAACUCCCAACGCAGACAAAGAAAGUUAUUGCAGGACAAGUUGGACGAGCCCUGACUGACAACUGGGGAGUGCAUUCAGCAGCAGAAAGGUGUGUCUCUCACUGCAGUCAUGACUGAAUCCUUUAACAAAGCAGCAGAGGAGGUGAAGGUACUGAAACAAAAACCAGACCAUGGAGAACUGGCUGCACUUUAUGGUUUUUAUAAACAAGGCACAGUUGGUGAUGUUAACAUAGCGCGUCCAGGGAUGCUUGACUUCACAGGAAAAGCAAAAUGGGAUGCAUGGGAUGCAAAGAAAGGACUGUCCGCAGAUGAAGCGAUGGCUGCCUAUGUGGAACUGGUGGAGAAGCUAAAGGCAAAAUACGGAAUCUAGAGUCUGUUUUUCACAAAGCUGUUGUAAUUUCAGUGAAAUAUUUCCCAUUUGUUUUCUUAGCUUUUUUCUGGGCAAGAAAAUGAAAAAGUGUGUUUCCUAAAAUGUCAAACUAUUCUCUUAAGUGCAAAUACAGUAUAUCAUUUUCAGAGCAUCUGUGUACAGGACUGGCUAUCAAAAAUAAAGACUUGUUUU
This is a messenger RNA of Seriola dumerili (greater amberjack), 581 nucleotides long. RefSeq names its product acyl-CoA-binding protein-like. Gene Ontology annotation, biological process: fatty acid metabolic process. The record is from RefSeq and is a predicted model, not a curated record. The coding region runs from base 129 to 389 and encodes 86 amino acids. Gene Ontology annotation, molecular function: fatty-acyl-CoA binding. The transcript has 4 exons. Lineage: Eukaryota; Metazoa; Chordata; Actinopteri; Carangiformes; Carangidae.